AUGACGAAGACGACGCCUCCUGAAGACUUCGUAGUCACGGACCGGAACGGGAUCGUCGAAAACAGGCACGCCGUCCACGCCGCCGUCGUCGACUCCAGCGGCAAGCUUCUCCUGGCCGCCGGCAACCCGUCUCGCAUGACCCUGGCCCGGUCCGCCGCCAAACCCGCCCAGGCGCUCGCGGUCCUCGAAACCCCCGGCUUUGACCGGUACGGGUUCGACGAGGCCGACCUCGCGCUGAUGUGCGCGUCCCACAACAGCGAAGACCGCCACGUCGCGCGGGCGAGGUCGAUGCUAUCCAAGGUCGGGGCCCGGGAAUCGGACCUGCGCUGCGGCGGGCAUCCGUCCAUCUGCCCGGUCCUCAACAGCUCUUGGAUCCGGGCCGGCUUCACCCCGACCGAGAUCAACAACAACUGUUCCGGGAAGCACGCCGGCAUGCUGGGCGGCGCAAGUGCGCUCGGUGCCGGGUUCGCCGACUACCACCUCCCGACCCACCCAAUCCAGAUCAAGGUGAGGGAGAUCAUCCGAGACUUGAGCAGCGUAUCCGGGGAAGAGGACGAUGUCAGAUGGGCCAUCGACGGCUGCAACCUGCCCGCGCCAGGCCUCCCCUUGGCAUCCAUGGCACGCAUCUACGCCGGCUUCGCCGCCGCAGCCGACGCCGUCGAAGAGAGCGAGGACACGGCAGCGCCAAGGGCCGAAAAGAUGGCCCGGGUCUUCCACGCCAUGUCGACGUUCCCCGAAAUGGUGGGAGGGGAGGGCCGCUUCUGCACGGCGCUCAUGGAGGCCUUCGAGGGGGCCGUCAUCGGCAAAGUGGGCGCCGAUGGGUGUUACGGAGUCGGGAUCCGGGCUUCUGACGACACGAGGCGGCUCGGCGCGGACGGCGCCGUGGGGAUCGCCGUCAAGAUCGAGGACGGGAGCCUCGAGAUACUGUAUUCCGCCGUCGCAGAGAUCCUGCAGCAGCUCCGCGUCGGGACAGAGGAGACGAGAGGGAAGCUGGCGGCCUUCCACCACAUCAAGCGAGUGAACACAAUGGGCGUGGAGACGGGGAGGGUCUCUCAUGCCUUUCAGUUACGGCAGAGUAGCCAUUAG
Messenger RNA from Colletotrichum higginsianum IMI 349063, 1086 nucleotides. RefSeq names its product L-asparaginase ii. Bases 1 to 1086 code for a protein of 361 amino acids. The record is from RefSeq and is a predicted model, not a curated record. NCBI's taxonomy places the organism in Eukaryota, Fungi, Ascomycota, Sordariomycetes, Glomerellales, Glomerellaceae. The transcript has a single exon.